AUGAAAUCUAGGAAACACCGGUUUGACUUCCGUGGUCACAUCGAGAGGUGCUCGCCGUGGGUUUCCUCCAGCAAAGAGAAGAAGCGGAGCCGAGUCUGUAGAGGUGCCAACAUUAUCCCGGUGAUUUUGCUGGUAUUGGGCUUCUCCACUCCGGGUCAAGCAGAAAUUACCAGUCUGGAUUCAGCCAAUAUUGAUGAUGUUUUAAAUAAUGCUGGGGUGGCAUUAGUGAAUUUUUAUGCAGACUGGUGUCGCUUCAGUCAAAUGCUUCAUCCAAUAUUUGAGGAGGCGUCCAACAUUGUGCGGGAGGAGUUUCCUGACACAAAGCAAGUGGUGUUUGCGCGCGUGGACUGUGACCAGCACUCCGACAUAGCCCAGCGGUACCGCAUCACCAAGUACCCCACACUGAAGCUGUUCCGAAACGGGAUGAUGAUGAAGCGCGAGUACAGGGGCCAGAGGUCGGUCACGGCCAUCGCAGACUUCAUCCGCACCCAGCAGGUGGACCCGGUGAAGGAGGCCCAGACCGCCGAAGAGCUCGCCGCGGUGGACAGGAGCAAGAGAAACAUAAUUGCAUAUUUCGAAAGCAAGGAUUCGGACAAUUAUCGCACGUACGAAAAAGUGGCCAACAUCCUACGAGACGACUGCACGUUCUUGGCGGCGUUUGGUGGGGUGUCGGCACACGAGCGCUUCAGUGGGGACAACCUCAUCUACAGACCCCCAGGAGAGAACGCCCCCGACAUGGUGUAUCUGGGCUCUCUCACAAACUUCGACCUGACCUACGCCUGGACCCAGGACAAGUGUGUGCCGCUGGUGCGAGAGAUCACCUUCGAAAACGGAGAGGAGCUCACUGAAGAAGGCCUCCCGUUCCUCAUCCUCUUCCAUGUCAAAGAAGAUGUAAAAAGCUUAGAAACGUUUCAGCAUGAAGUAGCACGACAGCUCAUCAGUGAAAAGGGCUCCAUAAACUUCCUUCACGCAGACUGUGAUAAGUUCCGCCAUCCUCUGCUCCACAUUCAGAAAACACCGGCCGACUGUCCGGUCGUGGCCAUCGACUCCUUUAGGCAUAUGUACGUCUUCCCCGAGUUUAAAGACGUCUCCGUUCCUGGAAAACUGAGGCAGUUUGUGUUGGACCUCCACUCUGGGAAACUGCACCGAGAAUUUCACCACGGACCUGACCCAACGGAGAGCACGCCCGGACAGGAGGUCGAAGAAGUGGCAAGCAACCCUCCAGAGAGCUCCUUCCAAAAACUGGCCCCAAGCGAGACGCGUUACACCAUCCUCAGCCGGGACCGCGACGAGCUGUGA
Molecule: messenger RNA, 1299 nt
Organism: Knipowitschia caucasica
Lineage: Eukaryota; Metazoa; Chordata; Actinopteri; Gobiiformes; Gobiidae
Source: the annotation of a GenBank genome assembly